This is a messenger RNA of Coregonus sp. 'balchen', 2128 nucleotides long. NCBI's taxonomy places the organism in Eukaryota, Metazoa, Chordata, Actinopteri, Salmoniformes, Salmonidae. The record is from the annotation of a GenBank genome assembly.
AUGGCUGAAAUGUCUGCUAUGAAUAGAAAAUUGAUUCAGAAUCUCGCUGAAACUCUUUCUAAACAAGUCAAACACUGUAAGUAUGAGUUUUGAUAGCUAGUUGGCAGAGAUAGUCUACGUUGUGUCCUGACUAACGUUAGUUAGCUACAGUAACGUUUAGCUGAACUUCUUAAAAGAAAAGCUAGCUAGCCAACUACAUAGUUUCUACUUCUCAGCAUUUAGCUAGCUACAGUAGCUAUAUAGCUAAUAACAAAACGUGUAAACGAAAUAAAAGUUAAUAGCUAGCUGUUGUUGUCUAGCUCCUCCAACCAAAACUCGCCUUUCAUUGAACGUGUUGGCAGCACUACUUAUGUGACAGAUGGGGGGCGCUAUAACCUUGCGUUGUUGAGAUCAUGUCAAAGUAUGUCCUGUGUUCUUUUCUCCUGCUGUGCAGAUUAAUGCAAAUUAAUAAAAACAUAUCAGUCUAUGUAAAUUGGAAUUAUGCAUAUGGCAGCAGUACUAACACUAUUUUUGGCUGUAGUUAACAAAACAGAAGCGGAGUGUCUGAUCCGACUAUUCAAUGGACUCCUGGGGGAUCAGAGUGACAGGAGGGUAGGGAAUGGUCUGGACAGAGGGAAAUUCAGGAAUAUUUUGCACAACACCUUUGGAAUGACUGAUGAUAUGAUCAUGGAUAGAGGUAGGCGUGUCUCCUUUGUCACAUGAAACAGAAUGUAACCAUCAAAUAAAGUAUGAUACUGAUGUGGCAAGUUACCACAAAAAAAUUGGUAUUAUAUUCCAGUCUUUCGCGCAUUUGACAAGGACAACGACAGCUACGUCAGUGUGAAAGAGUGGAUUGAGGGACUGUCAGUCUUUCUCCGUGGGACAUUGGAGGAAAAAAUUAAGUGUAAGAAAGAUAAAAAGUGUAUAAUAUGUAGGCUUUUUGACCGUUAUCUACUAUAUUACUAUCCAUGUAUUGACUCUGUCCCCCAUUUGGUUUUUAGACAGCUUUGAUGUGUAUGACUUGAAUGGAGAUGGGUACAUUUCCCGGGAAGAGAUGUUCCACAUGCUGAAGAACAGCCUGAUCAGACAGCCCACAGAGGAGGACCCAGACGAGGGCAUCAAAGACCUGGUGGAGAUCACACUCAAGAAGAUGGUAAUGACAUUUUUAUCUUCAUUUUAGCCAGGUUAAACCAGACUGAAUGCUGUGCUACCUAUUGUUUAACCUGCCAGGCUAACUUCAUUGUACCUUGUGUUUACAAUCACUGUUUAACUUGGUCACAAUUGACCAAUUCAUGUUUCAGAUUAAAUAGACUGUCUGAACAUAAAAUAGCAAUGAGUUGUUUCCAUCCUCAGGACCAUGACCAUGACAGCAGACUGUCCUAUGCAGACUUUGAAAAGGCAGUGAGAGAUGAGAAUCUAUUGCUUGAGGCUUUUGGAACCUGCCUUCCCGAUGCCAAGGUGACCAUUGAAGUCAAGACUGUAAACACAGUGUGUCUGGAUUGGACAAUAUUUUGCCUUUGUCUGACAUGUUUUUUCCUUUUGUGUUACAGACCAUAUUGGCAUUUGAGCAGCAUGCAUUCCAGGAUCCACUUGAGCGUUAAGGACAUCACUAAAUUUUAUUAACAAAAAACUGCUCAUACACUGAUGGGAAAUGUAUAAAUAAAACAUGUUGAGAAAAUAUGAAGUUCCGUUUGAAUUAUGUAAAUAUAAGAACUUGCUAAUGUCCACCUCAUUCCCUGUGAGAAGCAGUCUUUCAGGACAUGUCUGUUAGAUUCUCCUCCGAGGCUUUGCUGACUUUGUCUUUGUUGGCUUGACUUCAGGAACUGAUGCAACCUGAGAACAAGGAAAGACAUGAAUUUACUGUAGUGUAGUAUCACUCUUCAAUUGUAUGAAAUUGUGAGUGACCAAUUUUAAGAAGCAAAUGACCACGAAUAUACUUUUUUCAAUGUAUUUCUGAUCAUGUUGGCUGUUGUGUUCAACGACUCGUCCGCCAUAUCCAUUUUAGGCCGCUCUGGUAGUUUUGGUCCAAUGAGGGUUUCAUUUUUGUCCACGAAGCCAAAAAGUGAGUCUUUAUUAGUUUCUACCAUUUUCCGUUUUCUGUUCUCCAAAUCUGUGGUCCUCGGUACGAAUCUUGGGGGUGCUGCAGGGG